CAUCCUCAUCCUGCUCCAGAGUACACAGGCCAGACAACAGUCCCAGAGCACAUGUAAAACAUGUACCCUCCUGCGCAGACGCAUUCUGAACAGAGUGCCACCGACACGAGUGCUCAGACUGUCUCCGGCACAGCUACACAGACAGAUGACGCAGCACAGACCGACGGCCAGCCUCAGACACAACCUUCUGAAAACACAGAAAACAAAUCACAGCCCAAGCGGCUGCACGUCUCAAAUAUCCCCUUCAGAUUCCGGGAUCCGGACCUCAGACAAAUGUUUGGGCAAUUUGGUAAAAUCUUAGAUGUUGAAAUAAUUUUUAAUGAGCGAGGCUCAAAGGGAUUUGGUUUCAUAACUUUUGAAAAUAGUGCCGAUGCGGACAGGGCGAGGGAGAAAUUACACGGCACCAUGGUAGAGGGCCGUAAAAUCGAGGUAAAUAAUGCUACAGCACGUAUAAUGACAAAUAAAAAGACAGUCAACCCUUAUACAAAUGGCUGGAAAUUGAAUCCAGUUGUGGGUGCAGUCUAUAGUCCUGAAUUCUAUGCAGAAGGGACUUCUGGCCCAGACUCCUCGAGUUUCCAGCUCACCAAUUUAGACUGGGUUUUGAUAAGAGCCUGGAAGAGCAACAAGUUGGAACCUGAUUGGGAAGGGCCGUUCCUGCUGUUACUUUUCACUGACAUUGCAGUGAGGACUGUGGAGCAAAACUGGACUCACUAUUCACCACUCUCAAAACUCCAGAAAUAA
Molecule: messenger RNA, 741 nt
Organism: Dromiciops gliroides (monito del monte)
Lineage: Eukaryota; Metazoa; Chordata; Mammalia; Microbiotheria; Microbiotheriidae
Product: RNA binding protein fox-1 homolog 1-like
Exons: 2
Coding region: 61-741 (226 amino acids)
Biological process (GO): nervous system development; regulation of alternative mRNA splicing, via spliceosome
Cellular component (GO): nucleus; cytoplasm
Molecular function (GO): mRNA binding
Source: RefSeq, a predicted model, not a curated record